Molecule: messenger RNA, 527 nt
Organism: Coregonus clupeaformis (lake whitefish)
Lineage: Eukaryota; Metazoa; Chordata; Actinopteri; Salmoniformes; Salmonidae
Gene: rps12
Product: ribosomal protein S12
Exons: 6
Coding region: 96-494 (132 amino acids)
Biological process (GO): translation
Cellular component (GO): ribosome; cytosolic small ribosomal subunit
Molecular function (GO): structural constituent of ribosome
Source: RefSeq, a predicted model, not a curated record
CCUUAAAUGAAUGUCGCUGACUGCAUGACGUUCUCUUUACCCGCUGUCAGAGAGGAGAUUGGAACUUUAGGUCCCCCAUCCAUCGCUAAUCUACAAUGGCCGAGGAAGGCAUCGCUGCCGGAGGUGUAAUGGAUGUCAACACCGCUCUCCCUGAGGUGCUCAAGACCGCACUCAUCCACGACGGUCUGGCCCGCGGUAUCCGCGAGGCCGCCAAAGCGCUGGACAAGCGUCAGGCCCACCUCUGUGUCCUUGCGGCCAACUGUGACGAGCCCAUGUACGUCAAGCUGGUGGAAGCCCUCUGCGCCGAGCAUCAGAUUAACCUCAUCAAGGUUGAUGACAACAAGAAGCUGGGCGAGUGGGUCGGUCUGUGUAAGAUCGACCGUGAGGGCAAACCCCGUAAGGUAGUGGGCUGCAGCUGUGUCGUGAUCAAGGACUAUGGCAAGGAGUCUCAAGCCAAGGAUGUGAUUGAGGAGUACUUCAAGGCCAAGAAAUGAGGUGUUUUUCAAUAAAAGCUUGUGGAAAUUAAA